AGAGCUCCUGAAGAGCCACCUCCGAGGUCCCGGAGCUGGCUGGGAGCAAACCGAAAUUGAAAGUCGUAGCCGUGGUGGCGACUGACCGAGGCGGCGCUGACCACCGGCGCGGGGAAGUGUCCCCAGCGCACGGAGCCAGGUGAAGAUGCUGGAAGCAGACUUGGUUGCAAAGAUGCUUCGAGCUGUUCUGCAAUCCCAUAAGAAUGGAAUAGCAUUACCCCGUCUACAAGGGGAAUACAAAUCCUUGACUGGUGAUUGGAUCCCAUUCAAACAACUAGGAUAUCCUACAUUAGAGGCAUAUCUGAGAAGUGUGCCAGCAGUUGUCAGAAUAGAGAUCAGUAGAUCUGGAGAGCAGAUAACUUGCUAUGCUGUGGCCUGCACAGAGACAGCCCGGAUUGCUCAACUGGUAGCACGCCAGAGGAGUUCAAAAAGAAAAACAGGAAGGCAGGUGAAUUGCCAGAUGAGAGUGAAGAAAACCACGCCAUUUUUCCUAGAAGGAAAACCAAAAGCAACACUCAGACAACCAGGAUUUUCUUCAGAGUCUGAAAGAGACAGCAAAAAACCCACACUUUUAAGAGAAAAAGCUGUCAAGUCUGGUAACGAAACUUCACCAUAUGCCUUGCCCCCUACCCUUGGAAGUGGAGUGUCCAGAGAAGUGCCAAUGCAGAGACAUGUGACAAUGAUAAAUAGGUCUAACCCAAAAGCAUCCCUUCCACCAGUAUUUCAGGUGCAUCUGUCAAGAGGUUCUCCUAAAGAUAUAAAUGAUAAUUUAAAUGAGACUAUUCAGAAAACAAACAGCAUGCCUUCUGUGUCUAACACUUAUAAAAUGGAUGAGGUUCAGAUGCGAAUUAAGGAGAUACUAAACAAGCAUAACAAUGGCAUUUGGGUGUCAAAGCUCCCACAGUUUUACAAAGACCUGUAUAAAGAAGAACUUCACCGAGGAGUUUUUCAGCAGUUUGAACACUGGCCUCAUAUUUGCACGGUAGAAAAACCUUACAGUGGUGGUCAACAGGAUGUGCUUAUUUAUCCAGCUAAGAGAAGACAGCUUUUAAAAAGUGAAACAGACAAUGAAAAGACACUUCAGUCCCAGACACCACCUCCACAACAAGUAUCUCUUUCAAAAGAAUUCUCAGAAGUUAGGUCAGCUUCCAUUAAUGAUGACUUUAAGCAGAAAGUUGCAGAGCUGUUAGUGAAAUAUUCAAGUGGUCUUUGGGCAAAUGCACUCCCCAAAACAUUUGAGGAUACAUACAAAUUAAAGUUUCCUGAGGAUGCGUUGAAAAAUCUUGACUUGCUAUCGGAUGUAUGCACUGUAGACCACAUUUCUGACAAUCCUCAAAAGGCCAUUCUUUAUGCAAAACUACCAAAAUGCACUGGUGGGAAUAUUAAUAAUGCAAAGCAAAAAAUAAAUAAUGAUGAUAUCACAUCCAUGGUUGAACAAGAAUAUUUGCAGAUAGAAGAAGAAGAAAACCCUGACUUUUCCACAGAAGAAAUAAUCGUUCCUCCUUUAAUCAUCCCAACUGAGCCAUCACCGUCAGUUUUGGUAGUUGAACUGAACAACACAAAUGAAGUUGUCAUCAGGUAUGUAGGCAAAGACUACUCUGCUGCUCAAGAAUUAAUGGAGGAUGAAAUGAAAGAAUAUUAUAGUAAGAAUCCUAAAGUGACGUCAGUACAAUCUGUGUAUGUUGGACAGCUGGUUGCUGUAAAUGCGGAGGAAGAUGCUUGGCUGCGUGCACAGAUAAUUUCAGUAGAAGAUAACAAAAUAAAGGUGUGCUAUGUUGACUAUGGUUUCAGUGAGAUUAUAGAAAAGACCAAAGCAUACAAACUAAACCCAAGAUUCUGUUUGCUCUCCUUCCAAGCAACAAAAUGUAAAUUAGCAGGGUUGGAAGUGUUUAAUGAUGAUCCUAGUUUGGUGAAGGUGGUUGAAUCUUUAGCUUGUGGGAAGAUAUUUGCCGUAGAAAUCCUGGAAAAAGCUGAGAUUCCUCUUGUGGUCUUAUAUGAUACAUCAGGAGAGGAUGAUAUCAAUAUCAAUGCCACCUGUCUGAAAGCACUUUGUGACAAAACGCUAGAGGUGCACCUUCAGGCUGAUGCCAUGUAUACAAGUGUAAAAGUGACCAAUAUUUGUUCUGAUGGAACUCUGUACUGCCAGGUGCCUUGUAAGGGUCUGUCUAAACUCAAUGACAUUUUGCAUAAAUUAGAAGACUACUUCCAUUGUAAGAACAUGACAUCUGAGUACUUUGUUUCAUUACCUUUCUGUGGGAAAAUCUGUUUGUUUCAUUGCAAAGGAAAAUGGUCCCGGGUGGAGAUAACAAAUGUUCACAGUAGUCGGGCUCUUGAUGUUCAGUUCUUGGAUACUGGCACAGUUACAUCUGUAAAAGUGUCAGAACUCAGAGAAAUUCCACCUCGAUUUCUACAAGAAUUGAUUGUAAUACCACCCCAGGCCAUUAAGUGCUGUUUAGCUGAUCUUCCACUUACUAUUAGCAUGUGGACACCAGAUGCUGUGCUUUGGUUAAGAGACACGGUUUUGAACUGCUCCGAUUGCAGCAUUAAGGUUAUGAAAUUGGAUGAACCCAAAGGGAUUGCACAUAUUUAUCUAUUUACUCCUAAAAAUUUCCCAGAUCCUCAUCGCAGCAUUAACCGGCAGAUUACAAAUGCAGAUUUGUGGAAGCAUCAGAAGGAUGUGUUUUUGAGUGCCACACCCAAUGAAGGUAGUCCAAGUCUUUCUAACAACAAAAAUAACAGUGUCACAAUACCUAAAACCACUCUUGAAAGUGUCAAGAAAAACAUCACCAAUACCAUCCCAAAGUCUGUAAUACAACACACCACCAACCUUUCUGUGAUGGAGCUUCCCCCUCCAAUACCUUUGUCGAAGCCUGGAGAACAUAUGGAUGUCUAUGUGCCAGUGGCCUGCCAUCCUGGUCAUUUUGUUAUUCAGCCUUGGCAAGAAUUACAUAAACUGGAAGUUCUGAUGGAAGAAAUGAUUCUGUAUUAUAGUGUUUCUGAAGAGCGACCUGUAACAGUGGAAAAAGACAAAGUAUAUGCUGCAAAAGUGGAAAACAAGUGGCACAGGGUACUUUUAAAAGGAAUUCUGACCAAUGGACUGGUAUCUGUUUAUGAGUUGGACUAUGGCAAACAUGAAUUAGUGAGCAUCAGGAAAGUACAGCCUCUAGUGGACGUGUUCUGGAAGCUGCCCUUUCAGGCCAUCACAGCUCAGCUUGCAGGAGUGAGAUGCAGUCAGUGGUCCGAAGAAGCUUCAAUAGUGUUUCGAAAUCAUGUUGAGAAGAAACCUUUGGUAGCAUUGGUACAGUCAGUUGUUGAAAGUACCAAUCCUUGGGAUCGAAAAAUAAUAGCCUACUUGGUGGACACGUCACUACCAGAUACUGAUGUAUGGAUUCAUGACUUUAUGUCCAAAUAUCUUGUGGAGCUUUCAAAAAUUAAUUAAUCACUGUUGCUGAAACCUUGACAACUAAUUGAUAUUCUUUAGCAAUAAUAAUAAUAAUAAUAAUAAUAAUAAUAAUAAAACAUGAAGCAGGCUUUAAACACCAAAAGUCCAACUCUGCUGCAUGGCUCUGAGUAUCUGCAAGGAAUUGAGAAAAUAUGAUGCUUAUGGUCUAUGAAAUAUAUUUAAUAGAAGUUUUGUUUAACAAAGUUGACCUUUCAAAGGACUUGCACUUUGUUUAUUACUGUAGUUUUAGAGUGUUAGGGUGGAAAAAUAAAGUGUUGUUUAUCAACAUCAAA
Molecule: messenger RNA, 3735 nt
Organism: Phascolarctos cinereus (koala)
Lineage: Eukaryota; Metazoa; Chordata; Mammalia; Diprotodontia; Phascolarctidae
Gene: TDRD7
Product: tudor domain containing 7
Biological process (GO): P granule organization; spermatogenesis; lens morphogenesis in camera-type eye
Cellular component (GO): P granule
Source: RefSeq, a predicted model, not a curated record